UCAUCAGGUGCCGGUAGUAUACGUAAGAACCAAUAAGAAUUUGGAUCAGAUUCAAGAGACUGAAUUUAAAUUGAAACUUGCCUAUUGAUUGGCCGGAGCUAUUACUUGAGGUUUCACGCUGGAAAUAAUUGCAGCAAUGCGAGUUCACGGGCCAAUUGCCGCGCAGCUUCUACAAUGUCUUGGCAGUUAGCGAGCGUUGGACUCAAGUUUAGUAUUAUGGCCCAACUUUUAAUCUGGACAAGAAACAAAACGACCGUUUAACGGUGAGCGCUACAAUCCGUCGUCUAAUCUCGGCUGCCCGGCUUUGUAGUCGCUAAAAAUGUCGCCUUCUUCCCGGUCUUCGCCGCAGCGACCGGGCACCCCACGCGACCACAACUCCGUGCACGGCAGAAGAAGCAACUCGGAGUCUGACAGCUGCUCCGUCGCGUCGUUGCCUCUGGACUACCUGCUAUAUAACCAACGGCCAGCUGAAAAAACUCCCUUCUGCCGAACGUCGGACUACAGUGAAGUACGUGAUUUCAGACGGUCUUUCCAGACCUUUUCAGGGGAGAAGACGAAGAACUUGGAAUUUCUCAUCACUGCAGAUUCAAAACUAAAUUUUGAUUCUAGUCUCGAGUCGGGUCCGUACACCGAGCCGUGUGAUUUUGAUCUCGAACGCCAUCAGGAAGAAAAUGAGGAAGUGUCUGCAGCGAAAUCUGACUCUGGAGAUAUAGAACGGGGUGCUUUAAGUCACUUGCGCGGAACUCAAGAAUUAAAUAAGAUUUCAUCAGAAGAUAAAACCAGCAUAAUAGCUAGAAAUUCCUUAACAGAAAUUUCCUGUUCUCUCAGUUCGGGCGUAAGAAGUCCCGAAGUCAUAGGAUACCAGCUCGACGCCACUAACUUCAACCCAGACUUGUCUUUGGUCAUCGAAGUUUGCCGAGACCCUGGGAAAAGGCGAAAGCUUAUCAAAUGCUCCUACGCAGCUCCUGAUAACGAAGAUUGGGACUUGCCUGACGUAGUGGAAUCCUGUGACGUAAAACGGAAGCAGAAAGACGUGUCCGAUGUGGAGACGAUGCAACAUCAAGCAUGUUUCUCCGAACAUCCUGCCAACACUGAGCUCGCUCAUCAGGACAAAAUUGAAGACGAUGAAUUACUCUCCAGAUUCACGAAUCACCAAAUAAGAACAAUUGUUAGCGGAAAACUCAACCGCAUUUUUCAGUCAAAGAAUAUUCAAGCAGGUGGCACAUCAAAGAGACUUCAAGAUUUUCGUGAUGAAAGUACCAUCAUAGAUUGCUAUAAUAUCACCAAUUCCAACAAAUCUAAGGCCAGCUUUAGAAAUAGUUCCAGUUGUGGACGCGAUGCGAUAUUCACUGGGAUCGUGAACUUGGCUUACGAGGAUACAAUGAUGGAAGGUACAAGGGACGGUCAAGAGACUCGCAGCGAACAAACCGAGGCACGUGGCGAUGAGGGAGGUCACGCCAUUCAGGGGUUCAGCACACGCUGCUUACCUCUCAUUUUGUCCCUCGUAAUUGCCUGGUUCUGCGUGGGCGCGGUGUCGAACUCUCUGCUGCUCAUCAACGCCCCUCUGCCAUACGAAUGUUCGUCUCUCCAGCCUGCGCCUAAAAUUGCGUACCCGGGCAGUUAUCGGAUUAGCUCAUUCGCCGUGCCCUUGCGGAAUAACUUUUCAUGCAUCAUUCCGAACAGUGACAAAUCAGUGGUAAAUAAUUCGUCUAAGGCAUCGGAAACUUCGUUUUCUUAUGAAGAAAUGUUGGUUUCCGAUGCAUUUCCUCUACAAGCGCCCAAUUUUCCUCAACACAGUUCAUUGAAUUCCAUGGAUUUUGAAGAAGCUGGCAUCGUUGAAAGUAAAAAAAUUGAAAAACCCAAGGAUGAGAUUUUGGUCUUGCGAAUCGGAAGCUUUGAAGUUUUAGUGGACGAUUUGGCUGAGAAGCCUGACGUGAGUCACUUUGAGGGCGGUCAGCACACAAAUGUCCAAAAUAUUGCAGGAAAUGAACCGUUUUUUACGGCUCCUUAUGAAGCAAUUGAAGAGCAGGGAUAUUUUCCGCCGUACUCGCAAGAAAGUCUACGCCAGGCAGCAUAUGAAGCAAACGAGACUUUGACUUUGUUCGAAGCUGAGACUGAAAAAAAUCAUGUUACUAGUGUCAAUGUAACAAAUUACAUUGAAACGGAUUCAAUGAAUUCCCACUAUUCCUCUUCAAUCUUGAACUCGGCACAACAAGAAAUUUUUCCACAAACCUUCGAAAAUGUAAAGAAUAAUGUAAAUUUUUCAUCGCCAAGUUCAUCCGUUGCCUCGGCUUCUUUCUUUGACAAUUCAUCUGAAUUAACAUUCGGGCAAAAUUAUCCAGCGCAAGAGAAUCGUCAAUAUAUUGAACUUCCUGACAAAGAUUACGCGUCCCAAACUCCUAUUGCAAACACUACAACGUACCAUGACAUCGAUCGGAUGGCUGGUGUAGACAAAUUCUUCGUAGUUCAGAAUAAGAACUCGGUGGAAAUUGGCACACCAGGUCACAUCUGGCGCAAAACAGACUUCGAUCCAUGCCCCAACGUUUCGUACGACAUGAGAGCUUUCCGGGAGACGUUAGUAUCACACUACGACGUGGUGUGCGGACGGUCGUGGCUGCGACAGCUCAUCCAGAGCCUCCAGGCGGCGGCCGGUGCCUUAGGCGGCCUCGCUGGCACGGCUCUGGCUGACAGGGUCGAGCGCUUGCUAGGCGCACAGUUGUGCGCAGCUCUGCACGUCGUCUGUAGCUGCGUGUGUCUGUGGGUUGCGCCCUCAGUGCUGUGGUGGCUCUUGGCGUGGACGGUGCUUAACGCGGCGCUAUCAUCACUAUCUUUCAUUCUGCUCAUUAUGGCGGCCGACGCGCUGCCGGUGGACAUGGUGGCCCCGGUGAGCCUGGCGACGUUGCUGCCCCACGGCCUGGGGACCAUCACCGCGGGGCUGGCGGGGGACCACUACCGGCACUGGCAGCCAUUACUCCUCAUCGCCACGUCCCCAGCCUUCCUCCUGCUUCCCCUAUCUUUGCUCGUUCUCGCGCAGCCGCUGCCGCCUGCUAAGCGCAGCAAGCAGCUGAGCGGCGCAGCAAAUCAAUUGAAUGCUCGUCUGGAAAUGUCGCCAACUUCCGCCAGCGAAAAGUCGGCGGGCUCAAGCACGACGCAGUGCUGGCAGUUGUUGUUGCUGCUGCUGCUGUGGCUGCUGCACGGCUGCGCUGCAGCCUUCCUACAGCCACACCUCGUACUGCGCUUGCCUGACUCUCCAUUCCUCCUGCUUGUCGCCCUCGGAGCCCUCGCCAUCUUGGCCUCCGUCACGGCACUCGCCUUCACCAGCUUCAAGAUGCGCUACCGUCACGCUGUUUUAUCUUCAUUAUCAGCCAUCUUAUCACUUGCUUGCUUAGUGAUGAACUUCAUAGCCGUUGAUCGUCAUGGCGAUGUGGUGUUGCUUUGCUUCCUAGCUACCGCGACAAUAUUUUCCAUGGCCUCCCUGCUGUCGCUGCAAGUUCACGCGGUGCUCACGCCGUGCGGCAGAUGGCGCUGCGUUUUGGUCUCGUCUUGCUACGUCGCUGCCACCUUAGGGCGCGUGAUCUUCUUGCUCGUUGAUGCCUACGCUAGAGUUGGUGCCUGGUUUCCAGCUGCAGCUGCGGCAGCAAUGCAAUCGGUCGCAUGUGCCCUCAGCUUCUUUUUGCCUGUCAACACUAGCAAAUUUUAAUCCCAGAACGCGAACUCCUAACUUAAAUAUUUUUUUCACUGUUGAGAAAACUUAGACUGUAAGCUGGAAAACUUGUAAAUAAUGCAACCACUGGGCUAAUUUAAGGGAAAAUGCUAUGAGGCAAGUGCACUAUUGGACCUCCUAACAGGGUUGUUAUCUAAGGUAUUUAGGAAAUUUGUGGCACAGCUCUGCAUGGUGAGGGAUAAGUAUUAAUUAUAUUCAUUUGUAAUCACUGGAUACGUCAGUGAAAAACUAAUUCAGAGAAAUUUCUAUUUGUGCUGAGUCACUCUGUGACUCAAGGAAUUGUAGAUCUGUAGGAAACGACAUUUACCGCAUAUUUCAGUUAGUGUUUGCAUGCACAUUGCACAAGUUUAUUAUGCAUGUAGAAUAAUAGCUAUUAAGGGGUUUGUUCCUCAAUUAAUGGUUUGCAUUUUUCUUUCGCUUUUUGUAGGCGAGGAAUAGUGUCUGCGUAAAAUACGAGAGUUUUACGUCAUCUCUGGUUAAACGCUAAUCUUGAUAGAAAUUUAAUAUAAUUGUAUUUUUAAUUGCAAUAAA
Messenger RNA from Hyalella azteca, 4255 nucleotides. RefSeq lists its product as uncharacterized. The record is from RefSeq and is a predicted model, not a curated record. The coding region runs from base 320 to 3700 and encodes 1126 amino acids. The transcript is spliced from 15 exons. Lineage: Eukaryota; Metazoa; Arthropoda; Malacostraca; Amphipoda; Hyalellidae.